Molecule: messenger RNA, 3015 nt
Organism: Gadus chalcogrammus (walleye pollock)
Lineage: Eukaryota; Metazoa; Chordata; Actinopteri; Gadiformes; Gadidae
Gene: megf6
Product: multiple EGF like domains 6
Exons: 22
Coding region: 235-3015 (926 amino acids)
Molecular function (GO): calcium ion binding; protein binding
Source: RefSeq, a predicted model, not a curated record
UUGAAGACUCAUUCAAAGGAGGUAAAUAGUAAUGGAAUGGACUUGGAAGUGGACGUUUUGCUUAUCUCGCAUGUGGAGGAACGGUACAUUUGCAGGAACCAUGCUUUAAAGAACUUGAAACAACGUUUGAUGAACUGAGAUUUUUCAGGAUGUUACAUUUUUAAAGAAAAAUACAUUAUCCGAAAAAAACUAAGUUUCUUUGCCGGGCUUUAGACCGUCCAACUGGAUUAUACAAUGUUCAUAGAUAUUUUUAUUUUGUGUUUUUUAUCCGUCACCACACGCAUCGCAUCAUCUUUGGAGCUGCAACCUGGCAUGCUGAAUGUGUGCACAGAUCAGGAGCUGUCUAUGCUGGGGUCCAGCCAACCCUGUGUCCAGGCUUUUACCCGCAUGACCAAGGUGUGGCGGCAGGGCUGCACAGGCCACAGCUGGUGUAUGGGCUAUGAGAGGAGGACCACAUACUACACCGUCUACAGACAGUCGUACACCAUGGAGAGGCGCACCGUGUACAAGUGCUGCCCAGGCUGGAGGCACAAGGAUGGAGAGAAGGGCUGUUUGCAUAGGAUAUGUGCCCCUGAUACAUGCUUCAAUGGUGGGAGAUGUGCCGAGCUUGGAGACCAGAUAUGUCAGUGUCCAGGUGGCUUCCAAGGGACACGCUGCCAAUAUGAUGUGAAUGAAUGCGAGGGAAAUGCCAGCAGCUGUGAGGGCUACUGCUGCAACACCAUUGGCAGCUUCUACUGCAAGUGUCCCCAGGGAAGGAGACUGGGGCCGGACGGCAAGUCGUGUCAGGAUGUCAAUGAGUGUGAGGAGGUGAACGGGGGAUGCCAGCAGGUGUGCGUCAACACUCCUGGCUCUUAUCACUGUGAGUGCAGCCCUGGCUUCCGCAUGCACACGGACGGAAGGACCUGCAUAGCGGUGAACUCGUGUUCGGUGAAGAACGGCGGCUGUGAGUACAAGUGUGUGGACACGGGCAGCAACGUCUACAGAUGCGAGUGCCGCAAGAACUACCGGCUGACGACAGACGGGAAGCACUGUGAACUGGAGGAUCCCUGUGAGGAGGGGAAUGGAGGCUGCGCCCAGCUGUGUGACUCCCACGGUGCCCUGCCUCAGUGCAGCUGCAGACCUGGGUUCACGCUGUCUGGUGAUGGCAAGGGCUGCGAGGACGUGGAUGAAUGCAGGGUGGACCCGGCCAAGUGCUCCCAUGGCUGCGUCAACACGCCGGGCUCCUUCAUCUGUGUGUGUAACCCCGGAUUCGAACUGGGUGCUGAUGGCAAACAGUGCUACCGCAUUGAGAUGGAGAUCGUUAGCAGCUGUGAGAAGGACAACGGCGGAUGCUCCCAUCGCUGCGAGCACACCAAUGGCGGCCCUCUCUGCUCCUGUAACCACGGUUACCACCUGGAUCAAGACAGGAAGACCUGUCUGGACAGCGAUGAGUGUGUGAACGGGGAGAGCUGCUGCAGCCAGCUGUGCAGGAACUACCCGGGGGGCUACGAGUGCAGCUGCAGUGCGGGACACAGGCCGAGCCCAGACGGCUGCGGCUGCGACGUAGUGGACCAGUGUCUGUCCCAGACCGCCGGCUGUGAGCACUACUGCGUGAGCGCCUGGGGUUCGUACGAGUGUUUCUGCCGCCCGGGCUUCCGUCUGGAGCAGGACAAGCGCUCCUGCACGCCUCUUUACGGCAGGGAUUUCGGGGAGGAGGAAGACGAAGGAGAUGAGGUGGAUGAAGACGAGGAGGUCCACAGGGUUCCAGGCCUGCUGUUCCGUCGGCCUCCACAGCUCCUCCAGUACACAGCAGCCCUUCACUCACCGUACAGCGCCGACAGCGCCGACAGCGGCGGCGGCGGCCAUGGCGGCGAGGGCCAUGAUGACGAUUACGAUGACGACGAAGAAGCAGCUUCCGCGCAUGUGGGAGAACUCAGGCUGGUCAGCCAAAUAGUGUGCCUGGGGGGAUCCUUCGGGCCGGACUGUGGACUGAGCUGUGACGACUGCAUGAACGGGGCCGUGUGCAGUGCGGACAGAGACCGCUGUGACUGCACACCUGGAUGGACCGGGACCACCUGCAAUCAGACGUGCCCCCAGGGCACCUACGGCCAGGCCUGUAACGGUCUGUGUCGCUGUCAGAACGGCGGCUCCUGCGACCCAGGGACGGGUAGCUGUUUGUGCCCAACUGGAGUUCAAGGCCUGUUGUGUGAAGAUGGUUGUCCGAGCGGUCACUUUGGGCGGCUCUGUCUGAGGAAGUGCAACUGUCCCAACAACGGACACUGCCACCGUGUGUUUGGAUCCUGCUUGUGCUCGCCGGGACUGUACGGGCGGUUCUGCCACCUGCCGUGCCCCAGGUGGACCCACGGGGCGGCCUGCUCCAGGGAAUGCGACUGUGACCUGAAGGGCUCCAGCGGGUGUGAUCCCAGAAGGGGGACGUGUCGGUGCAAGGCCGGAUACGGAGGCCCGCGGUGCCAGAGAGAGUGUGAGCCGGGCUCCUUCGGGCCCGGCUGUGAGCAGCGGUGCGAGUGUCCAGGUGGCGGGUCAUGUGACCGGGCGAGCGGGGAGUGCGAGCGGAAAUGUCCGGCAGGACUGCACGGGGACAAGUGCCAACUGGACUGCAGUGCAGGACAGUUUGGGGAGAACUGCGGUCUGAGCUGUGACUGUGGAGGCUCCUCCUGCGAUCCUGUGGCUGGCCUGUGUGACUGUCCUGCUGGGAAGGCAGGCCCGGCCUGUCAGCAAGACUGCCCAGAUGGUUUCUGGGGGUUGAAGUGCCGGUCACUUUGUAGUUCCUGCAAAAACGGCGGCUCCUGCAACAAACAAACUGGGGUCUGUGAUUGUCUACCAGGCUUCGCUAGAACGCUCUGCCAAGACGUGUGUGAGGCUGGCCACUGGGGCCUUGGUUGUGCCAGUAAAUGCCAGUGUGGAGAAAACUCGGUGGGCUGUGACCCUGUAAGCGGUCUGUGUUCGUGUGAUGCUGGCUACACUGGAGACAACUGUGAACAAAUCUUCUGCAAGGGCCUCUUGGGUCAGGAGUAG